Messenger RNA from Rotaria sp. Silwood2, 1386 nucleotides. NCBI's taxonomy places the organism in Eukaryota, Metazoa, Rotifera, Eurotatoria, Philodinida, Philodinidae. The record is from the annotation of a GenBank genome assembly.
AUGAGUAAAUUACGAAUUGCAAUUAUUGGUGCUGGCCCAUGUGGCCUUUCACAAUUAUUGGCAUUUAAACAAGCUGAAGAAGAACAACAAGUUGAACUUGUUUGUUUCGAAAGACAAUCAGAUUGGGGUGAGUUAUGGCUUUAUUCAUCUCAAAUUGGCAUAGAUGCUUACGGUGAACCAAUUCAUUCAAGCAUGUAUCGACAUCUUUGGGCAAAUACACCAAAAGAAGUCAUUGAAUAUCCUGAUUAUACAUUUUAUGAUCAUUUCGGUUGUUAUCUUCCAUCAUUCUUACCACGUGCUGUUAUCUAUGAUUAUUUUAUUGGUAGAGCUAAGGCUAACAAUCUUCGACGAUUCAUUCGUUUUAAUACAGUUGUGCGUUAUGUUGAUUUCGAUGAUAAAAACAAUGAAUUUUCUAUCGAUAUUGAAGAUCUUCAUACUGGUUCAAUGGAACGAAUAAUGUUUGAUCGUGUUAUUGUAGCAAUUGGACAUUACCAUAUGCCAAACAUGAUUAAUAUCGAUGGAGUAAACCGAUUUCCGGGUAGAGUUCUGCAUUCACAUGACUUCCGUGGUGCAGACGAAUUUGUGGGUCUUAAUUUGCUAGUUAUUGGUAGUAGUGUGUCUGCAGAAGAUAUUGCUUUACAGUGUUACAAAUUUGGUGCUCGAUCAGUAACAAUCAGUUCUCGUCAUGCACCCAUUGGUUUGAAAUGGCCGGAUGAAAUUAAAGAUGCACCGAUGAUUGUUCGUAUGGAAGGACGAACAGCUCAUUUCAAAGAUGGGUCCAUUAUGGACAACAUCGAUGCUAUUAUUUUUUGUACGGGCUAUCGUCAUUAUUAUCCAUUCAUGACUGAACGAUUUCGUUUACACUGUGGUGUAACUGAAUUUUUUCCACCAAAUCUUUAUAAAAGCAUUUUUUGGAUUGAACAACCGUAUCUUGCUUAUUUAGGUGCUACAAGAUACAUAUAUUCAUUUCCUAUGUUUGAUAUGCAAGCUGCACUUGUACGUGACGUCUUCCUUGAUUAUGUUCAAUUGCCCAGCAAAGAGCAAAUGCAAACAAAUGUGAAUGAAUGGAAAACAAGAGAAAAAUCACUGUUAUCUACCGAUAUUCUUGGUUUGAUUGAUUGCGAAACUGAUUACAUGCGUGGUCUACUUGCUUUAUUACGGACACAUCAUAAUAGUCAAUCUUUAUCGAAAUUCGAUUUUGAUAAGGCGAAAAAUUUGGCAAAGAAAUAUUUAGAAAUAAAAUUAGUAGACGUUGUUAAUUUUCGUGACGCAUCUUAUGAAUCUGUCAAUGGUACGAAAAACAUGAAACUCAUCGAAGUUGGCAAGCCAUGGGUAAAAAAUAUGGAUGAUUCAAUGGAAACUUUCUUAAGCAAUUAUCAACAUUGA